AAUUUUUCACGAGAGAGUUUGAGUGACGUGUCAAACUAAUGAAUUAUGGGAGCGAAAGUUAAAUGUUCCGUUACGGUUCGACUGAUUUUGGCCAAACCAGAAUUUUUAAUCUAUUUUCAUCUUCGUCUCACCAACGUCUUUGUUGUGAAUUGUGAUUUGAUAUAAUCAUAUACAGCCAAGUUCCCAUUUUAAUCAUUUGGAUUUCAGCAUUUAUAUCCAAAUCCAAUCCAUAUAAUUAUGUAUCUCCAGCCUCAGUUUUAAUUACUAGUCAAGAGUUCUGCCGAGCUCUUCGUUUUCUCAGCCGAAACUGAGAAACCCAAGCUGCUCACCAAAACCCAACAAACAGAUAUAUUAUUUCCUUUCUUCUUCUUUUUCUUGUUUUACAAAUAUGAAGACUCGGCAGAACUUGCUUUUGAUGAUCAUAGCUAGUGCAGCGGUUUUCAGCUUUGCCACAGCUUGCUCCAAUGGACAGUGCAAGCUUUUAGAACAAUGCUCAUCAGACGGAGAUUGUGAGGCAGGGCUUUUCUGCUUCUCUUGCCCAGAAGCCUUUUCCGGCUCUAGAUGUAUAAGAUCAACCAUUACAGACCAAUUCAAGCUUUUGAACAAUUCUCUGCCAUUCAACAAGUAUGCGUUUUUGACAACCCACAAUGCUUUUGCUAUUGAGGGAGAGCCUUCUCAUACUGGAAUUCCUCGCGUUACCUUCACAAAUCAAGAAGAUACUAUCACUCAACAGCUAAAUAACGGGGUUCGAGCCUUAAUGCUCGAUACGUAUGAUUUUAAAGGAGAUGUGUGGUUGUGCCACUCUUUCAACGGAAAAUGCCAUGACAUUACUGCAUUUGAACCAGCUAUAGAUACCCUCAUGGAGAUUGAAGCAUUUUUAUCAGCCAACCCAGCAGAAAUUGUCACAUUGAUAUUAGAGGACUAUGUUGAAGCUCCAAAUGGAUUGACAAAUGUCUUCAAAGCUUCUGGGUUGAUGAAAUACUGGUUUCCAGUGACAAGCAUGCCCAAAAAUGGUCAGGACUGGCCACUGGUUAGUGACAUGGUUGCUAAGAACCAAAGACUACUUGUAUUUACUUCAAAAAGUGCCAAGGAACAAUCUGAAGGGAUUGCAUACCAAUGGAACUACAUGGUUGAAAACCAAUGUAAGAACCCAUCAACCAACUUCAAAUAUUUUUCUUUUUCACUUUUUCUGAGUCUUACUUUGAACACAGAUGGGGAUGGUGGAAUGAAGCCAGGAAAUUGUCCAAAUAGAAGAGAAUCAGCACCUCUAAAUGACGAGACUAAAUCAUUGGUGUUGGUUAAUUAUUUUACUUCCAUUCCCAUCAAGCAAGUCAGCUGUGCAAUUAACUCUGGGGAUCUGAUUAAAAUGCUCUACACUUGUUAUGGUGCGGCUGGCAACCGAUGGGCUAACUUCGUCGCUGUCGAUUUUUACAAGAGGAGUGAAGGAGGAGGGUCGUUUCAAGCUUUAGACACCCUGAAUGGGGAGCUCUUGUGUGGAUGCAAUGAUGUACAUGCAUGUGUGCCAGGAUCAACUCCAGGGUCUUGCCAGCCAUAGCAGAGACUAUAGAAAUUCAUGUAAUAAGCUUAAAUCCUCAUCAUGAGAAUUGUAUUAAUCUCGAGGAACUAGCAUGAUUUGUAAUUGAUAUCUAUAAACAGAUGUGUUAAAUAUCAUUGUCGUUUCAUUGCUUCAUAGAGGAAAACAACAUGUUGUGUCGUCUGUCGUAGGCCUUGAAAAUGCUUGGCCCACGGGUCUAGAG
Messenger RNA from Prunus mume (Japanese apricot), 1757 nucleotides. The record is from RefSeq and is a predicted model, not a curated record. Lineage: Eukaryota; Viridiplantae; Streptophyta; Magnoliopsida; Rosales; Rosaceae.